ACCAUUAUUACUACUCCUCUUCACCCACUCCACGCCAUCUCUCUCGCGCUCUCUCCGGAGCCAAGGCGAGGAGGCGGCGGCGGCGGCGGCGGCGGCGGUGCGAGACGAGAUCGUCGAGUCCGGCACCCCACCCCCGUCCUUCGCUUCACACGAAAAGGAAGGGAGGAAGAUGAGCUCCGAGUCUGAGGCGGCGCCCGGGACCGGGAAGCUGGUGUGCGUCACCGGCGCGUCGGGGUACAUCGCGUCGUGGCUCGUCAGGCUGCUCCUCGCCCGCGGCUACACGGUCCGCGCCACCAUCCGGGACACCUCUGACCCAAAGAAAACACUACACCUGCGUGCCCUGGAUGGAGCCAACGAAAGACUCCAUUUGUUCGAAGCAAAUCUGCUGGAAGAGGGCUCUUUCGAUGCUGCGGUCAAUGGUUGUGAUUGUGUUUUCCAUACGGCUUCUCCCUUUUACCACAAUGUUAAAGAUCCUAAGGCUGAGUUACUUGACCCUGCAGUCAAAGGAACCCUUAAUGUUCUAGGCUCCUGCAAGAAAGCUUCCAUUAGAAGAGUUAUCGUGACAUCAUCCAUGGCUGCUGUUGCCUACAAUGGGAAACCAAGAACUCCUGAUGUAGUUGUUGAUGAGACAUGGUUUUCAGUUCCAGAGAUUUGUGAAAAGCAUCAGCAAUGGUAUGUUCUGUCCAAGACCCUAGCAGAGGAGGCUGCUUGGAAGUUUUCAAAAGAUAAUGGAUUUGAAAUAGUUACGGUGAACCCAGCAAUGGUCAUUGGUCCCCUGCUGCAGCCUUCACUGAAUACUAGUGCUGAAGCAAUUCUGAAGCUAAUCAAUGGAUCAUCCUCGACAUAUCCUAAUUUCAGCUUUGGCUGGAUAAACGUUAAGGAUGUUGCCCUGGCACAUAUCCUUGCAUAUGAAGUUCCUUCAGCAAAUGGAAGAUAUUGCAUGGUUGAAAGAGUUGCGCACUACUCAGAGCUCGUCCAAAUCAUUCGUGAGAUGUAUCCCAAUAUUCCUCUGCCAGACAAGUGUGCAGAUGACAAGCCAUCAGUGCCAAUCUACCAGGUAUCAAAGGAAAAGAUAAAAAGCUUGGGCCUGGAACUGACUCCCCUGCACACGAGCAUCAAGGAGACCAUCGAGAGCUUGAAAGAGAAAGGAUUUGUUACUUUUGAUUCAAGCAACCUGUAAAACAACAGAGCUCCAUACACAUGAACUUGCUUGUCAUAGCUAGUACUCUAGCGGUAACUUUGCAUGAACUACUACAGAUGUGGUCUGUAUUCUGUACUACGAUCUGAAAUAAAGUGGAGGCAAAUUGCAGUGUUGAUUAUUCUGCCA
Messenger RNA from Oryza sativa Japonica Group (Japanese rice), 1327 nucleotides. RefSeq names its product phenylacetaldehyde reductase. The record is from RefSeq and is a predicted model, not a curated record. Gene Ontology annotation, molecular function: oxidoreductase activity, acting on the CH-OH group of donors, NAD or NADP as acceptor. Lineage: Eukaryota; Viridiplantae; Streptophyta; Magnoliopsida; Poales; Poaceae.